Molecule: messenger RNA, 1841 nt
Organism: Haliotis rubra (blacklip abalone)
Lineage: Eukaryota; Metazoa; Mollusca; Gastropoda; Lepetellida; Haliotidae
Product: 40-kDa huntingtin-associated protein-like
Exons: 12
Coding region: 27-977 (316 amino acids)
Biological process (GO): vesicle cytoskeletal trafficking
Cellular component (GO): early endosome
Molecular function (GO): protein binding
Source: RefSeq, a predicted model, not a curated record
UUGUUCUGCUUCCGGUUUAUGUCAACAUGGACAAGGAUAACGAUGUUCUCAGUAAAUAUCGCGCUGUCACCAACAAGUUGAGAAAGCGGUUUCUCAAGAAACCAAACGUUUCCGAGGGCAGUGAGCAGUUUGCCAGUCUAGCCAAGUCCUUGCAGCAGCAAGAAUGUCCUCAGUAUGCAGGCUUCUGUUGUUUAGCUCAGGCCAGAUGUGAACACACAUUGGCUAAUGCCCCUGGAGAGGCCCAGGCUCUCACACAAGCAGCACGGUCCUUCCUGGAAGCCGAACUCUUUAACAGAUCACUCAAGUAUCCUGGGUUUGAGGAGCAUCUCACAGCUGCUAUUAACUGCUAUGGGCACGCCAUCCGGGUGCACAUUGAAAACAAGCAGGUGGCACUGGCAGCAUCUCUGUGUCUGGAGCUAGGAAAUGUGCUUAUGAGAUUGAACAAGCAGGUAGAAGCCAUGGGCCACUUCCAACGAGCAGCUGAGCUGCAAUCACAGAGUCCCUUGGACUGUCUGGAUGCCUUGGAGAUGGUAGCCAUUGCCAAGAUUGACACAAAGGACUAUGAAGGAUCCCUUGCUGUACUCACUGAGAUGGCGUACUUGGCUCAAGAGAGGGGAGGGUCCUCUGCUACAGGGAAGCCAAUUGGAGCGUAUUGUGACAUCCUGUCCAGGUGUGAAGUGACUCGGGUUCUGCUUCUCAUGCUGCUUCAGCCAACACCCCAAAGAAUCCGCCCUGAGCAUGCUCAGACUUUAGAGAAAUAUGCAUGGGAAACAACAGAAGACAAUUUCACAGUGCAAUACCUGGGCGAGGACUUGUUUCUUCUUCUACAGUCGGUUGUGAUGGCCUGUCAGUCACAUGACCUGGGAUGCCUUCAGGCCCUCCAGACCGAUCUGUGGCCAUACCUCAACACGGAGCAGAACCAGAUCCUCCAUCUUGUCAUCCAGGAACUCUCCCAUCCGGCUGGGGAAGGUGUUUAGUGUGCCACACCCCCAGUAAAUACAGGGCUAUCUUGUCACAUCCUGUCAAGGAAAGUGAUUGUGCCACCCCCUCAGUAAAUACAGGGCCAUCUUGUCACACUCUGUCAACGAAAGUGAUUGUGCCACCCCUCAGUAAGUGCAGGGCCAUCUUGUCCCACCCUCUGCCCUCAUCACAGGACCUGGUUGUGCAGAGUUGUGUCCCUUCCCAAGAAAAUCAACUUCCUUCAUGAGAUUCAUUCACCCAGAUUUUCAUCUUGUGUCAGCACAGAACUCAUGUUUGUUAGUUGCAUCUUUAUUAUAUUAUUGAUGUGAGUGAUAUGUGAAAAACUGUUCAAAGCAAGUGAAUUCCCAGAGAACUUGUUGCUCUACUGAACUGGAAGUGUGUUUACUGUCACUCCAGACAUUGUCACAUGUUAUGUUUACAUGCAGUACAUUCCAGUUGGCAAAUAGGGGUUCAGCCCACUGUUAACAAUAUUCCAAUGGAGGGCACCUAGAAUUGUUUCAAACAUUGUAUAUGUUGUACCUUUGUCUACAGUAUGGCAAAUGAAUGCUGAAGCCCCUGGCUACGCUAUCACCAGUACCAUGGCAUGUGUAUUGUGGGUCAGUCUGAGUAACAGAGUCAUGUUGUUGCAUAUUUUCUGGGUCCAACAGGUUCACAUUGAGAAGGAACAAAGAUGAUAUUUCUACUGUGAAGCAUAUGGUCAGCUCUUGGUGUAUGUUAUUGUCAGCUGGUAAGAGUUUGUCUGUGUUGUACUGUGAAGGAUGUACACAUCUGUCUGAUCAGCUGAUGAUCGUAUUGUCAAGUAUCAUCUGUAAUCUACAUAUUUCUGUGGAUGUAGCAGAACAAUAAACUGAUAUUUCUUA